CAAAACCUCCGGCUGUCCUGAGCCAUUCAACGGGCCGUUAUCGUGCCGGCGGUGCAUCCUCUCCCCGAUCUGUUGGGUUUCCGGCCGAAUUCUCAUCCUCCCAUCGAGACGGGGGUUGAUGCAAUGCCCUGCUGAUCUUGAUGGGAGGUGAGUCUUCCGGUGAUUUACAGUGAAUUGUAAACUCCUAUUUUGGUUCGGUUUGGUUUGAUCGAGCGAUGGAGAUGGCCGCGGUGCUGAGCUUGCAAUCCUGUUCCUUGAUCGGCUUGGACAGAUCCGGAAACAAGAAUGGUUGCUCCGUGAGGCUUCCGGAUCGGUGGUCGGAGCAGAGAAAGGUGCAGGCGGUUAGAUUUGGAGAUUCAAGGAACAUUGGGGCUCCACUUCGAUCUGGUUAUCCGGAACUGAAGAUUGCAUGUUGCUCCAAGAAAAAUAUGGGAUCGGAGAACUUCCAUAACUCUGUUGAUGCAGCUCUCAUACUCAAGAAUAAGUCAGAAGAUGUUUUUCCCUACUUGAAUGGGCGUUGUAUAUAUCUUGUUGGAAUGAUGGGUUCUGGGAAGAGUACAGUAGGAAAGAUAUUAUCUGAAGUGCUAUGCUAUUCUUUUUUCGAUAGUGAUAAAUUGGUCGAGCAGGCGGUUGGUGUUUCAUCUGUUGCUCAGAUUUUUAAGGACCAUAGCGAAGCCUUCUUCCGAGAUAAUGAGAGUAAAGUGCUGAAGGACUUGUCAUCUAUGCACCGCUUGGUUGUUGCGACUGGUGGUGGUGCUGUCAUUCGACCAAUCAACUGGAAGUAUAUGAAGCAGGGGCUAACAGUCUGGUUAGAUGUUCCUUUGGAAGCUCUAGCAAGGCGAAUUGCUGCUGUGGGUACUGCUUCCCGCCCUCUCCUGCAUCAAGAAUCUGGUGAUCCUUACAAAAAGGCUUUUGCAAAGCUUACUACACUCUCAGAGCAAAGGGGGAAGGCAUAUGCCAAUGCUGAUGCAAGAGUAUGCCUUGAUGAUAUUGCAGCUAAACAGGGUCAUGGAGACGUUUCUGUCCUUACACCAACUGAUAUAGCCCUCGAGGCGCUUAUGAAGCUUGAGUGCUUCCUUUCUGAGAACUCAUCGGUUACCAAUAGCCAAUAUAUUCAGGGUUGAAUACCUCAUCAUCCCUGGAUCCUAUCUUAAUUGCACCUUGUGCCUUUUACAACUUUUUUAUCAUUUUUUUAGUAUUUAUUCAUUGAAAUAAGUUGCUGCUCAGUAUUGUUAAGUGAAUAAAAUUGCUGCAAAGAGCUUCAACGUCCAGAUGUUUGAGGAAAUUUCCCAGCA
Messenger RNA from Musa acuminata subsp. malaccensis (wild Malaysian banana), 1295 nucleotides. Its product is annotated as shikimate kinase 3, chloroplastic. The record is from RefSeq and is a predicted model, not a curated record. Gene Ontology annotation, molecular function: shikimate kinase activity. Gene Ontology annotation, cellular component: chloroplast; cytosol. Lineage: Eukaryota; Viridiplantae; Streptophyta; Magnoliopsida; Zingiberales; Musaceae.